Molecule: messenger RNA, 826 nt
Organism: Amoebophrya sp. A25
Lineage: Eukaryota; Dinophyceae; Syndiniales; Amoebophryaceae
Source: the annotation of a GenBank genome assembly
GGCAAGGUUCUCGACAGACGAUAUCGGGACUUUGCCGAACCUUUAGAAAAUACGCCUGAUUCGACUUCGAGGCAGCUAUCUUCGGGCGAAAUUAAAGAUAUUGCAACCAGAGUGAGCGAUGUCAUCGUGAAGGUCGAUUACAAGGACGGUGACAAGGCUCGCGCGGUUUUCCAUGUCGCGCCUCAGCAGGAUCCGCAAGGUCAAGAGCAGGGUGGCAGGGCCACUCCAAAAACUGUGAGAUUUGAUGUGCCGAAAGAUUUAGACGCUACUAGCGCAGCCGGAGAUGUGGCGCCGCACCUACAGACGAUUAUACUGAACGCGCAAGAGGAGGUGACUAGUAAAAAGCGGUGGACGCGGUUGCGUACCCUAGUAUUGGAGGUCGGGAGCGUCGUGGGUAAAAUUACUCAGGAGUAGGUAGACUUAUGAGAAGGUUAUCGAGAUGAUACUAAGUGCCGGGUGGUAGUAAUAUUACUAACCAGAAAGAUUUCGAAAAAAGUCUUUUUGGCGUUGUGGGCGAUGUUUGCUCUUGGCGUGUUGGACGAUGGCGGGUGCCAGGAAGCUGGCGAAUGUGCUACUCCUUAUUCUACUACUAUUUGAGUUUGAGAAUGUAUUAAGACCGGGCAUCGUCGAUCUCGAGUGGUGCGUUCAUUCUUCAGGCCGUUGAAGAUGUCGAGCCUCGCAAUGACAAUGACGAGUCAAUGCAUAGCAUUGCCCUCGUGCUAUAGAACAGAAGUGCCACCAACAAAGCUACUUUAAUUUGAGACAUGCCAGCAAAGUAGAAAAAAUAGGAAGGAUACCAAUACGAAUACCAGAGAAUAGUUGUAGG